CUUCCUUAACUCCAUCUGAUCCAGAAGUUCUGUGCGUCCAUGAAUCCACAUAUGGGAUCAGAACACAAACCACAUUCUCACUGGAGGAAAAUUGAAAUUUACUGGCAACAGAUCAUCUAACUACAAUAAGAAUGACACUUCAGACUGUCACUUGGAUGAGCGCCUUCCUCUGCCUCGCGCAAGUUUGCUCAAUGCCCAUGCCUUGCCAGCUACAAGGACAGCUGGUGCGAAUAACCCACAACCUACUGAGAGACAUGGGGGGUAAUUUUCCUCUGGAGUGCCUGCAGGAGAAAGUCUUCGUGGCAUUCCCAGCCACCGCAUUUGCAACCUCCGGUGCGCCACAGUUGAGCAGCAGUGGUGCUAUGGCUAUUUAUGAGACAUUGAAGAACAUCGACACAUUGUUUGGAGCUGACGACCUGCCUACUAAGUGGGACCAACAGAAGUUGGAGAAUUUUCAGAAUAUUGUAUACCGCCAGAUUGAAGAGAGCAAAUGUAUGAUGGGCAGUGUGGAUACAAGUGAUUAUCUCAUCAGGACAGAAGGACUGAAGACGUACUUUGGGAACAUUGCAGCAGUCCUAAAAGAAAAGAAUUUCAGUUACUGCGCCUGGGAAGUGGUUCGAAAAGAGCUCCUGUACAGCCUACAGUUCAUUCUGGAACACAACUCUGAUAGCCUUCUGUGGGCCAACAGAACAUGAAUUUGAACUUGCAGAACUUUUUUACAAUUGUGUUUUACGAUUGUGCUUGAUUUUAAAAGCCUACUCUUCUACAAUCAUCUAAUGUGGAACGUCAAAUAGCUAUAUUAAAUCUGUAUUUAUUUAUUUAACAAGGUUAUUUAUUUAUGUAUGCCUAUUAUUCAUUUAUUGAUUAAUCUAUUUGAAAAUAUG
This is a messenger RNA of Oncorhynchus mykiss (rainbow trout), 884 nucleotides long. Its product is annotated as interferon alpha-7. Gene Ontology annotation, molecular function: cytokine receptor binding. Gene Ontology annotation, biological process: defense response. The record is from RefSeq and is a predicted model, not a curated record. NCBI's taxonomy places the organism in Eukaryota, Metazoa, Chordata, Actinopteri, Salmoniformes, Salmonidae. Gene Ontology annotation, cellular component: extracellular region.